CUUCGCUUGUUUGGCUCACAUUCUGCAAAAUGGCGACGUCCCUAGGAUCCAACACCUACAAUAGACAGAACUGGGAAGAUGCGGAUUUUCCAAUUCUGUGUCAGACAUGUUUAGGAGAAAAUCCUUACAUCCGUAUGACCAAGGAGAAGUAUGGGAAAGAGUGCAAGAUCUGUGCUCGACCCUUUACUGUGUUCCGAUGGUGUCCAGGGACACGAAUGCGUUUCAAGAAAACAGAGGUCUGUCAGACCUGCAGUAAAAUGAAGAAUGUUUGUCAGACAUGUCUGCUCGACCUGGAGUAUGGUUUGCCUAUCCAGGUCCGAGACACUGGGCUUGCUAUUAAAGAUGAGGUUCCUAAGUCGGAUGUGAACAAAGAAUACUACACACAGAACAUGGAGAGAGAGAUAGCCAAUUCUGACGGCACACGGCCGGUGGGCCAGCUAGGUAAGGCCACGAGCUCUAGUGAUAUGCUGCUGAAACUGGCCCGUACAACGCCAUAUUACAAGAGGAACCGACCGCACAUCUGCUCCUUUUGGGUGAAGGGAGAGUGUAAGAGAGGGGAGGAGUGUCCCUACAGGCACGAGAAGCCCACGGAUCCUGAUGACCCUCUGGCCGACCAGAACAUAAAGGACCGUUACUACGGCAUCAAUGACCCAGUAGCCGACAAGCUGCUGAAGCGGGCCUCAACUAUGCCCCGACUGGACCCACCAGAGGACAAGUCCAUCACCACCCUCUACAUAGGGGGGUUGGGAGACACUGUCACAGAUGGAGAUCUCAAGAGUCACUUUUACCAGUUUGGUGAGAUACGCACCAUUACCAUAGUCCAGAGGCAGCAGUGUGCCUUCAUUCAGUUUGCCACACGGCAGUCAGCUGAAACGGCUGCUGAGAAGUCCUUCAACAAACUGAUCAUUAAUGGACGGAGGCUCACCGUCAAGUGGGGAAGGUCUCAGGCAGCAAGAGGAAAGGAGGGCAUCAAAGAUGGUGUCAGUGAGAUGGGUACUAGGCUUGACCCUGUACCUGGACUGCCUGGAGCUCUUCCUCCACCACCAGCUUUGGAUGAAGAGGCUCCUGCAAAUUACUUCAAUCUGGACCCGAGCACCUCUCCUGCUGUCAUGAACAUUGCUCUGCCCCCGCCUCCAGGCAUCAACCCGCCUCCUCCAGGUUUUGGUCCUCCAAUGUUCCACCCCAUGGGUCCCAUGGCUCCACCUAUGCCCCCUCCAAUGAGCAUGAGACCUCCUGGUCAAAUCCACUACCCCUCCCAGGAUCCCCAGCGCAUGGGUGCCCAUGCUGCACAUGGCUCACGCCAUGGUGAUUAGCUGCUAGAGUGAAAUCAUGGCUGUGAUUAGGUGUCAUUCUUUUCCUUGAGUCAGACCUGGUCAGGUGCUUUCACUUCAGAUGCUGUCAGAGGGCCUGAAACCUGCAGACUACUUCUGGGAGAAAUACACUGUAUAGAAAA
Messenger RNA from Toxotes jaculatrix (banded archerfish), 1453 nucleotides. It is a transcript of the gene rbm22, whose product is annotated as RNA binding motif protein 22. NCBI's taxonomy places the organism in Eukaryota, Metazoa, Chordata, Actinopteri, Toxotidae. The coding region runs from base 30 to 1313 and encodes 427 amino acids. Gene Ontology annotation, cellular component: U2-type catalytic step 1 spliceosome; U2-type catalytic step 2 spliceosome; Prp19 complex. The transcript is spliced from 11 exons. Gene Ontology annotation, molecular function: pre-mRNA binding; metal ion binding; U6 snRNA binding. The record is from RefSeq and is a predicted model, not a curated record.